Molecule: messenger RNA, 1902 nt
Organism: Saccoglossus kowalevskii
Lineage: Eukaryota; Metazoa; Hemichordata; Enteropneusta; Harrimaniidae
Source: RefSeq, a predicted model, not a curated record
AUGUCUAUCAUUUUUAACAAAGUAGAAAACUGCACUAUUAAUAACUAUUCAAAUUCAAUAAUAUUCAAUGGUGUACGUGUCCCAAGCCAGAAUACAAACCAACAACAACAUACACAAAAUGGGAAUAAUAACUCAGAAUCACCAUCCUCUGAUGUGCCUGGACCUGCACCACAUCCGCCUGGUCACUCUGUACCUGGACCACAUCCGCCUGGUCACUCUGUACCUGGACCACAUUCGCCUGGUCACUCUGUGCCUGGACCACAUCUGCCUGGUCACUCUGUACCUGGACCACAUCCGCCUGGACACUCUGUACCUGGACCACAUUCGCCUGGUCACUCUGUGCCUGGACCACAUCUGCCUGGUCACUCUGUACCUGGACCACAUCCGCCUGGUCACUCUGUACCUGGAUCGCAUCCGCCCGGUCACAGUGAGUCUAAUGACAUUCACCAGCCCAGUGGCAAUGGUCUAGAAACACAACCAUCUGAUGUUGCAGAACCCAGGAAUACGCAGCCUGGUGAAAUUGAGUCUGCUGAGGAUCACAAGUCUGCUGACAAUGAACCAGAUCCACGGCUUGGUAGUAACAGAUGUAGGGCCCAUUUGGAACCAAAUGUUAAACCUACUCCUAGUUUAGUGGAUAUUCAUUCACCAAUACCACACUCUGUGGAUGAGAAGUUUUUCAAUGUGUCAGUGCAACCAAAUCCUGCAUAUGUUGGGGACCAAGUGAAGUUUUCCCUUGCCUCAAAGCAUGCUGAAUACCAGGUCAAUAGUGUCACAUGGUACCACAAACAAGAGAAUAAGGUAGUCACAAGGCUGCCAGAUUAUAAUAUACCACAUGUAGAUUUACAUCAUUGUGGAAUUUAUGAAUGGACUGCAAUAUGUGAUGGUGGCGGAAGGUCAGCUGGUGAGGUUGAACUCGCUGUCAUACCAAGACCCAGCCAAUCUAUGGAUGAAAAACAUGAUGUUGACCCGAAUCAUGAAGAAGAUGACCAUAAUGCAGAUGAAGAUAAUAGUAAUGCAAGAAAAACAGCUGGUGAUAGCAGACAUGCUGCUACACUUGCAGAUUGUCAGUUUUCUCAUGGUGACCACACUACACACCAUGAUGGACCAAGUGAUGACAUUCCAGCAACAGUAUCACCCCCAGGUGUUUCCCACAUGGAAGACAAAUCAAAUGAGUUUGAAAACUUGACAGAUGAGACAAAGAUGGAAUCUGUUGGUUGCCAUGAUUUAUUCAGCAGUGCUUCAGCAAUUGGAAACACAGAUGAUGGCGGUUCACAAGUGCCAAUCACUCCAAAAAUUGAUCCAGAAGUCCAUAUGAAGUUGGCUGAUGAAGUUACAGACAAGGUGGCAAUGAAGAUUGCAACAUGCAUCAAAAAUAACACCCCAACUAUAUCUGAUUGCACAGAGCAACAAAAAUUGAACACAUAUCCAUAUGUGAAAGGCAAAAACUUUUACGAUAAAGGUGUGGACAUGACCUCAUUCUUCAAAGGUUUGAACAUUCCAGCUGCAGAGAAAAUUAUUGUAGCCCCCUGCCAAGGUCCCAUUUCUGCACACAACUUGUCGUCCAAAUGUGAGAAAACCAUACAAGACAUGAUGAACAAUCAGGAUUUGAUGUUUGGUCUCAACCAACUGAUUUCGCCACGCCAAGACAAAGUACGCCUGAUUGCCGAUCGUUUUAAAAUAGAGGACAGGGAAGUCACCUUUAUACUAUUCGCACACAAAGAAGACUCUUUUAGAUACGUGUUUGAACAAGUAAAAUCUAAGGCACCUUUAACAAAGGUUGUAAAAAUAGUAUCAGUUUUAUGUGAAAAAAAUAUAGAAUGUCAUGAGGCAGUGCUUGAUAUAUCUAAAUGGCAUUCUGAAUGCAUUGCUUGUAAACAGUAUUACUCAUCAUUUGUGCAAUGA